CACUCACUCAAAUAUCUCCAGUCAGUCUCUUGUGAGCCAGGCAGGCAGGCAGGCAGGCGAUCUAUAUCACUCGACUCACUCGACAACGCUCACAAACGAGCUCGACAAAGCUGGCUUAACGAACAUAAUACAACGCAGCGUCACUCACCCUUGCCCUCGCCCGUCUCCUUUUCGCUCUCUGCCUGCUGGCCUUCCUCGUCCUCCUUCUUGUCCUCCUCCUCGUCAUCAUCACUAUCGAAUCUGAACUCACUCGUCGUCUCACCCCCCACCCCAUCCACCAGCCCCCUCUUCCGCGCCAGCUCGGCCUUCUUCCUCUUCAGCCUGGGCAGCCACCUCUUGAUGUAUGGCCGCUGCCACAGCAUGUCGACGCGCUUGUAGCGGUCCACCGGCACACCACGCAGAUCCCACUGGCGGAAGGAGGCGUCGUAGCCGUCGACGAAUGACUCGCCCUCCCAGCGCGGCUGCGGCUCGUUCUGGGUGGGCCGGUCGUCACGUGUGUCUCGCGGCACUAUGUUGCCGAGCACGUCGACGCGCGUGGGAGCCUGAUGACACGCAGACCACAGACAGGGAGAUAGAUGUGUCAGUGUGUCAGUGACAUGUUGGCUCUGAGGGCCGGCGGGCCCGCUCACCUCCUCUUUCGUCUGUUGUGUGUCUGGUUCCUCCUUCUUCUUCGCGUCCUUGGCCCCUCUCUUGGCCUCCUCCUUGCUGCCCUUCUCCUUGUCACUCGAGUCCUCUUCGGCACCUUCUGACAUGGUGGGUCGGUAGGUGCGCUCGUUGGCCUCCCGCUUGAGCAUCCGGUCAGUGACCUCCCGCUUGAGAUAUCGGCAGAGGGUGCCGCGGCUGUAAUAACGGGAGUAGAACAUGCCCUUCCACGCGCGCAGAUACCUGAUACGCCACACAGGCCACGAAGCGACGGUAAGUGGGAGUAUUCGGUACCCUUAAUUGUCCUUCCCUUCUGUCCCUACUUGAUGGUGAACUCCUUGACGAGCGACCUCGGCAGCAGCACCUGGUGCCGCGGGUUGUCGUAGAACUCAGGCUUUGAGGGGUCCGUCUCCUCCAGCCCCAGAUCCACCCCCUCCCUCUUCAGCUGCUCCCGCCGCAUGCCAAACACCUUCUUCCGAGCACGCUGCUCGGCGUGACGCCGCAAGGCGCCCUUCAAGUGCUCCCACACCGCCGCCCGCCUGUGGGCCUCCUGGAUAAAGGCAAUGUACAGCUGAUCGAGCUCGUCCCAGCUGAUGCCGUGGGAAGAUGAGUACUUCCACAGCGCGUUGAGCCGCUUGCGGUUGGCGAGCGCCUGCAGCCUGCCCGUCUCCUUGCUCUCCUUCGCAUCGGCACUGCCUUGUGUGGGGGCGGGGAGGGGGUAGAAGGGCUUGAGGCGAUGGUUGUGAAGCACUGGGUUGGGCCAGAAGGCGUAGUCGUUCUUGGGGUAGGGAUGGUCGUGCCACUGGGAGGUUGCGAGGGGCUUGCCGCUGAGAGGGAAGCCGGCCUGCUCGAAGCUUUCAGUGACCCUCCUCUUGACCGAGUGUUGCGUGUCAUCCUCAAACCAGAACUUCUCGUGCGUCUUGGGCACCCGCGUCCAGAAGAUCUCCUCACGCAGCAGCCGCGGCGUCGUCACGUGAUGAUCCCAGUUCUUCUCGAAGCUGCCCGCAGAGUCAUCACUCGAUGAUUGCGUCGGCUCGGGGCCGUCUGCACCCACCAGCUGAGAAGCGUCAGCAGCAGCGGGGCCCUCAAAUGGUUGUUCUGCUGCUGCCUCGGACCCUGUAGAUGCGUCGCGGCGGUGCUGCCGAAUGGCAGAUGGCUUGACCUGGGGCUGCAGCAGACCAGGCCGCCAGUGUGGGCGUCGUAGAGCUCUGCGAUUCAUCAAUCUGCGUUCAAUCUGCU
Molecule: messenger RNA, 1881 nt
Organism: Vitrella brassicaformis
Lineage: Eukaryota; Vitrellaceae
Source: the annotation of a GenBank genome assembly